AUGAAUGAGACAGUUGCAGAGAGAAUUGUACGUGAGUUCCAAGCUCUCACGUUCCAAGACGACAAGGAGGUUGCGCACCAGCUUUCUUCCUUGUCCGAGACUCCUGAAGUGCACAAGGUGCCGGGCACUCACUUCAGCAUGCUUCACGAGCCGAAUGUUAUGAAAGUCGCGUUCAAGGUCUUGUCGGCCUUGUACAGCGCGGAAGAGGAAGACGAGGGGUAG
Symbiodinium necroappetens is the source of this 222-nucleotide messenger RNA. Lineage: Eukaryota; Dinophyceae; Suessiales; Symbiodiniaceae. The record is from the annotation of a GenBank genome assembly.